This is a messenger RNA of Ruditapes philippinarum (Manila clam), 3549 nucleotides long. Its product is annotated as sodium/glucose cotransporter 4-like. The coding region runs from base 88 to 2043 and encodes 651 amino acids. The record is from RefSeq and is a predicted model, not a curated record. Gene Ontology annotation, biological process: transmembrane transport. The transcript has 14 exons. Gene Ontology annotation, cellular component: plasma membrane. Gene Ontology annotation, molecular function: D-glucose:sodium symporter activity. Lineage: Eukaryota; Metazoa; Mollusca; Bivalvia; Venerida; Veneridae.
CGAAGGUGAAUCAUUAAAGGUAGACAGCUGUAUAUGGCCUUACCUGCAUGGCGGUUGUUUAUUUUCACUUAAAGUUUUAAAGCAAAUAUGGCUAUUCAACGAAACGAGUUACAUUGGGGAGACAUUUUAGUGAUUCUUGGAUAUUUUGUGGCAGUUAUCUCUGUCGGUAUAUGGUCAUCAUGUCGAAACAGAGGAAGUGUGAAAGGGUACUUCUUAGCCGGAAGGAGCAUGCACUGGAUCCCGGUCGGCGCUUCAUUGUUUGCUAGUAACAUUGGCAGCGGGCAUUUCGUCGGGUUGGCAGGUUCAGGGGCGUCCAAUGGGAUUGGUAUUGCCGUGUUCGAACUUAAUGCUAUAUUCAUUCUAAUGCUGCUAGGAUGGCUCUUUGUUCCGGUUUACACCGCAGCAGGGGUAUUUACUAUGCCAGAAUAUUUGAGAAAACGAUUCGGCGGGCAAAGAAUUCGAGUGUAUCUAGCAGUGUUAGCUUUAGCACUAUAUGUUUUUACAAAAAUAUCAGCUGAUCUGUAUUCUGGGGCGUUAUUUAUCACCCAGUCAGUAACUAUGAAUCUCUAUUUAGCAGUUGUUAUUUUACUGGCGGUCUCUGCUCUAUUCACAAUAGCAGGAGGUCUCACGGCUGUGAUAUGGACAGAUUUCGCCCAGGUGGUCAUCAUGGUCAUUGGUGCUUUCAUUCUCAUGGUUAUGAGCUUCAUAGAAGUUGGUGGUUACGAAGCAAUUGUAAAGAAAUAUUUUGAGGCGUGGCCGGAAACCACUAAAGCUAACUACGGUAACGACAGCUACCCGUACUGGAAAUGUGGUAUUCCUCCAGAUAACUCUAUGAAUCUUAUCAGAAGUUACGAUGACGGUUCUCUCCCUUGGCCAGGAAUAAUGUUUGGUCUCACAAUUUCAUCGGUGUGGUACUGGUGCUCUGAUCAGGUUAUCGUACAAAGAGCAUUAGCUGCUAAGAAUUUAUCACACGCCAAGGCAGGUACUAUUCUUGCGGGAUAUCUAAAAUUUCUACCACUAUGGCUAAUAGUGUUCCCAGGAAUGAUUGCAAGAAUUCUUUUCCCAGACGAAGUUGCCUGUGCUGAUCCUAAGUCGUGUAUGGAAGUAUGCGAAAGUGAGAAAGGUUGUACGAAUAUUGCCUUCCCGAAGCUCGUACUUAAAAUCAUGCCGACCGGGCUGAGAGGGCUGAUGUUGGCUGUAAUGAUGUCGGCUCUCAUUUCAUCUCUAACUUCAAUUUUUAACAGUAGCAGUACGAUCAUGACGAUGGAUAUUUGGAGAUUAAUCCGCAAAAAUGCUUCUGAUGUAGAACUUAUGGUGGUUGGCAGACUUUGUGUUGUAGUUCUUGUAGCCAUUUCAAUUCUAUGGAUUCCUAUUGUUCAGAACUUUGGGGAGUUAUUUCACUAUAUACAGGCAAUUACAAGCUUUUUGGCGCCACCUAUCUGUGCAACUUACGUACUGGCGGUGUUUUGGAAACGAAUAAAUGAACAGGGUGCGUUUUGGGGUUUAAUGGUAGGACUUCUUGUGGGAAUUAUACGUUUUGCAUGGGAGUAUGCGUACACAGUGCCACCUUGUGGGGAGUCCGAAGACGAUCAUCGGCCAGCAAUCAUUGCUGACGUUCACUAUCUUCACUUCGGGUGCAUCCUCUUCCUUUUGUGCGUCAUUGUAACCAUCAUCGUCAGCCUUCUCACGAAACCCAUUGAAGACAAACACUUACACCGUUUGACAUUCUGGAGUCGCUACAGUCAGAAAGAGAGAAUAGACAUAUCUGAGGAUGCUCAAGUGGAACCGACGGCAAAGAGUAUAACUGUAUUUGGAUCUGACCAGGAAUACGAGACACUGCCAUGGUACAAGAAAGCCGGUCAAUGGAUAUGCGGUAUAGAGAAACACGACGAUGAUGGACCACAAUUGACAGACGAAGAGCAAAAAGCGAUUGAAAGAAAACAAUUGUCAAUCCAUGAAACAAAAUGGUGGAAACGAGUCCUUAAUGUCAACGCCAUCGUCCUUAUGACGUUGGCGGUGUUCUUGUGGGGAUUUUACGCAUAAUAAUCACUCGCUUUUUACAUAUAAAAACCAUCAAGGUGUUCCGUAGAUGAAGAAUUUGACAAGAUGUAUUGAAAUUUGUCAAUGAGAAAGACUAUAUUACAUUCUUAAGAGUCUGUAUGAAUUAGUAAUGCACACAAAAAGCUGAUUCGAUAUGUUAAAUAAAUAACUGCUAUGGUAUACUGUUAUAUAUCAUCUAUUAAAUGGUUGAUUAAAUAUUAUAUUAGGAAUUUAGUUGUACAAUAGUAUGCUUAAAAACUCUCAUAUCAAUGCGCAGUUACAAGCAUGAAGUAAACAAAAUGAUUUAAAUAUUGAACUAUUGAAUACUUCACAUGUAUUUGUUGACACUUAUAGGCAAGUCUUAAGUAGAUAUUCGUGCACUGAUUGGCUAUAAUGUUUGAAACUGGUUUGCAUAUUUACAAUUCACUUGUUUUACAGCGUGUUUUAAAAUUGUAUUGAUACAAAUCCAUAUGUUAUCAUAACAUAUUUCAUGUAUUUUGUACGGAUGGGGAAUUGCAUGCAGUUAGAAAAAAGCGAAAUGCCCGGCAUCGUGGAAUACGACACAAGUUCGACAGGAGCUACUUUUGUUUAACGCGUCAGUUGACUGUAUUUUGGCGCUACGAAUUACUUUGCCUAUCUGAUACUGAGGGAAUAUUUGUAAUUAAGGACGAAUCAUGUUUUAUCAUAAGAAAAAAAAACGAAUCAUUCAUUAUAUCAUAAAUUGAUACAGGAAACAAACUUAAAAUUUAUAGAUACCUUAUUGCCCGAUUACCAUAAAUAUAUAAAUUAUUGACAGAAUGUGCAUUGAAACGCAACCGAAUAUUUAAAAGGUUUUUUUUACAUAUAAUCUUUUUCAAAGGAAUUAAUUACAAUAAAUAUUCAAUAAAGCUAAUGGAAUUCACUUACUUUGUGCUGCGUCGGAAGCAUUCUAUGUUUAAAAAUAUUAUAUCUAAAAACUACAAAGUGAUUUCUCGGCAAACAAAAUACAAACAUUAUGUGCGUAAGGACAUUUUAUAAGGUGCGUAAACAAAUGCCGGUGUAAACAUAUUCAUAAAAAAAUUUUCGUUUUUAAAUUAUCACCAUCCUUUCCUUAAUGUACUACAUUAAUGCCAAUCCUUUAUAUAUUUGUUUACUAAUUUUAACAAUUCAUGUCCCAGAUAAAGCAAAUAAUCCAUAUCAAAAAAGAGGGUAAAUAUUAAAGGGGCUCUUUCCAAUGAGGUUCAAAUCCUAAAAAAGUCAAAUGGACAGUUACACAAAAAACAUCUGCCAUUUCAUGUACAAAAAAUCUCAAUAUUGCCCUUUUAAUAUUCUAACAUUAUUCUAGUGAAUACACUAUAUUUUAUAAGCCAAUGUUUAAUACAAAGGGUUAAAAAUGCCUCCUGUCUCCGCUUUUUAACAUUAUUUGUACGCAAUUGUAUAAUGUUUACAUGAUAUUGCUGUUUAUAUUUUUAGUACUGUAUAUCCAUUUUAUUAUUCAGACAUUUUUUAAAAUAAACUUUAAUAUAGAUA